Messenger RNA from Cuscuta epithymum, 503 nucleotides. The record is from the annotation of a GenBank genome assembly. NCBI's taxonomy places the organism in Eukaryota, Viridiplantae, Streptophyta, Magnoliopsida, Solanales, Convolvulaceae.
CCUGAAGCCUCAACCUCGUAUCAACCAGAUGCGGAUGAAAAUCCGACAUUUUAUCAACCUUAUGUGGAUGAAGGUUUGGCUGAGAGAUUUCAGGAUGUUCUAAAAGUUGUCGACCAACCUCUGUAUGCUGAUUGUGAGGGAUACUCUCAGCUAUCCGCUGUUACUGAGUUCAUGAACAUAAAAGCCGAAUACAGUCUCCCUGAAACUUGCAUGAAUAGAGUCUUGCAGUCAGUAGGAGGGAUGCUAUCGCGAGAUCAUACCCUUCCUGAUUCAUAUUACCACAUGAAGCAGUUAAUGUCUAAGUUGGGGCUCCCUUGUGUUGAAAUUGAUGCGUGCCCGGAAGGAUGUAUGUUGUUCUGGAAGGAGGAUGAGGCACUUGAGUUCUGCAAGUUCUGUGGUGGAGACAGAUACAAACCUGUUCGUCAAGGUAAAAAGAAACCACGACAUAGGUCUGCACUGUCUAAACUGUAUUACCUCCCAAUAGCUCCUCGACUGCAAAGGAU